CGCUCUGUGGUUGCUCACCGCCUCAGGACCUCGGCGUCUGAACUUUCCAUAAGGUUUAAUAGCCCAAUACAAGUCCCCGCGUGGUGCAUUUUCGUCGUCGUCGAUUGUGCGACUCGUACAUUUUCAGCCUCUGUCGUCUUUCUUGUCUAGUUCAUUCGUAGAUCAGUCAGUAGCUGGUCAAUAUCCUGCUUAUUCUAUUCGAAGACUUGAAGCCUUGAAGCCUUUCGCACAUUUCCGUCUUCGUUGUUCCACACGCAUUGUUUAUAUAUAUGCAGUCAUCCAAGAAGUAUGGCUUCGGAGGUAACACAAAGACUGCUUUCUUUCCGCAAGUUGAUCGAGUUAUAUUUUGCAAAGAAGCCCUGAUGUGAAUCCAUGAGGUUUUGACUUUCACUCGAUUAUGAAAACUGUCCGGAAGUUCUCCGUAUUUUUAUGUAAAUGUUCUGAUGUAAUGGUGGAUCUGGAAUUUCAGCCCUUCUGCAUGAACAGAGCCCCAGGUCCGGUCAUCAAUACGAACCCCUCAACAGCUGGGCCUCAAUUCUCGUGUGAAGAAGCUCGCCAAGCACUAUUUUUAAGCUUCCGAAACGACAUUAUUUCCAAUCAAGCCGAUUCGGACAAGGUUUUCUGGAAUUUGGGGUCAUUGUUCAUUGGGCGGUGAGACCCACAACUUGGUCAAUCUCUCGCCUUGUUACAUUAUUUGUAAAUUCUUAUUCCCCGAGAUGGGUACGCACGGUACAGGUGGAGUUUGUUUAUAAGAUCUUGUUCGCCAUGUGUGUAUAUUUUCACCUGCUUUUUGUUCUCUGUUGCAAGGUAUGAGUGUUGAGUGAAUAUCACUUCGUCCGUUCAUUUCCUUGCUGCCUUCAAAUAGUCUAUUUGAUUUCUAAUCCAACAACACCUUGGAAGCCUUUUCGAUUUUCGAAACAAUCCAGAGACAAAAUGCAGCACGUAUCAUACAUCUCAUUGCUGGCAAGCUUUUUGGCUUCGGUCGAGGCAGGUCCAUAUUUCUCUAAUGGCCUAUACCAACCCAGCGCCGUGACAAACUGCCUUGAUGCGAAGAAGGUACCUUAUGCGAUUGACGGAUCAGCAAACUGGACAGCUCUGACAACACCAUACAAUCUCCGACUUGCAUACAAGCCUGCCGUAGUCACCAUCCCAGAGACGGCAGAGCAAGUCGGUUUCUCAAUAACAUGUGCGGCUAUGUCAAAUCUUAAAGUCCAGCCUAAAGGCGGUGGUCAUUCUUAUGCCAGUUUCUCGAGUGGUGGACAAGAUGGAAGCGUCAUUGUUGACAUGGAGAAAUUCAGUUCUAUCACUGUCGACCAAAGUAAGUCCCCGUUCGCUCAUUGUAAUUCUAACGAAAUAUACUCACAUAAUUCAAAGCCACAUUUGUUGCCAAAGUAGGAGCUGGUCAACGACUUGGAAACGUAGCUACUGCCAUUUACGAGCAGGGAAAACGUGCCCUUCCUCAUGGAACCUGCCCAGGAGUCGGAAUCGCAGGACAUGCUAUUCAUGGAGGUUAUGGUUACGCAUCACGAAAGUGGGGAUUGACACUUGAUCACAUAGUUGGUCUUGAUGUGGUUUUGGCAAAUGGAACUCAAGUCCAUGCGACUUCCGAUAGUAAUGCGGAUCUAUUUUUCGCCAUGCGAGGAGCAGGAGAUAGUUUCGGAAUCGCGACUCAUCUAUACCUGGCCACCGAAGCAGCACCAGAGACCGUUUUGACUUUCGCUGUACCUCUGUCAAGCGACAUCAACGAUGUCGACACUCGCGUUGCUGGAUUCCAGGCUAUGCAGGAUUAUACUCUCAACUCUGGCAAGAUCACAGGGGACAUCACAUUCGGUGUUUAUCUUGAUACUUACGGAGGAAUGAGUCUUUCAGGAUGGUGUAUGAGCUGCGACCGAACAACCCUCGACAGUGAAAUCAUCCCUGGUCUGGUUUCCGGAUUUAACAAUCCAGCUGCCACAACCACAAGCUCCAACUGGAUUGAUGUAGUCACCGCAAUUGCCGCCCCAGCACCUUUGGCCCAACCCUUAGGAAGCGCCUACUCAUCUCACGACACCUUCUUAGCCAAAUCCGUCACUACACGCGAAGCCCUUCCUCUCACCACCGAAGCCUGGCGAUCAUUCUUCGAGACCGUCAAAGCAAACCAAGGCCAAUGGGAGAGACCAUGGUUCAGCAUCAUCAACCUGUACGGCGGACCCGGUUCCGCAAUCAACAAACCCACAACCUCUGCCUACAGCGACAGAGAUUCCCUCUGGGUCUUCCAGAACUACGGAUACUCGUCCAACUCCCAACCUCCUUUUGACCCCGCCGGCGCUACGGUCGUGAAUGAUCUCCAGAAUGCGCUCCCCAAGGCGAUGCCAGAGGGUGAAUUUACUGCUUAUCUGAACUAUCUUGAUCCGGAGAUGUCGCCUCAGCUUGCUGCGGAGAAGUACUAUGGAAAGGAGACUUAUAAUAAGUUGCUUGGGUUGAAGAUGGUUUAUGAUCCACUUUUCACCUUUUGGAAUCCGCAGGCUGUGGGUAAUUCUAUGGCUCUUUGAGAGGUGCUUGGUAGGAGCUGGAGAUGGGUAAUUUGAUAAUCGGUUAGCGAUUCGGAUUUUUACAGCAAUGUAAAUCAUUAAUUAACAUGGGUAAUAUGAUACCCCAUUCCAUAAUGUAUAUAUUUUCAUAAUCUGCUCUUAUUUUUCGCGUG
Messenger RNA from Hymenoscyphus albidus, 2683 nucleotides. Lineage: Eukaryota; Fungi; Ascomycota; Leotiomycetes; Helotiales; Helotiaceae. The record is from the annotation of a GenBank genome assembly.